Messenger RNA from Arctia plantaginis, 2835 nucleotides. Lineage: Eukaryota; Metazoa; Arthropoda; Insecta; Lepidoptera; Erebidae. The record is from the annotation of a GenBank genome assembly.
AUGGACAAGUUGCAUAUCAGUGUGAUACUCAGAUGCCAGUCCAGUGUAGGAUAUGACACGGGACAGUUACGAGAUGAAGCCCAAUCGGCCCACACGUGGAAGCUCCUUCUUCGUGGUGGUGCUGUGGAUCUUAAUCACGUUUAUGAAUACCCGGACUAUAAGACGUGUCUUGAAAUUGCCAUCUCAGAACCAAACAGGCAAGAAUUUAUUGAUUAUUUACUGGAGCAGAAAGUGGAAGUAAAUAAAAUCAAUGAAACAAAUGGCUUUGCCCCUAUACAUUUUGCAAUAGAAAAUGGUAACAUUAGGGCUUUGGAAGCUUUGCUAGACGAUGAUCGGAUUGAGGUUAAUCUUAAAAGUAAGGGAAAUUCGCCGUUAUUAAUGGCAAUAAAGAAAAUGGAGGAUUUGGAUAAUGACCGCGAACAAGAAUUAAUUAUUUACGAGAAUAUGAUAGAGCUUCUCCUUAAAAAAGGUUGUGAUGCGAAUAGCUCAGACUUAAAAGGUGUAACCCCAGUAUAUUCCGCAAGCAAGCAAGGUCUAGAAACAGUAGUGAUAUUAAUAGCCGAUUAUGCUAAAAAACCUAUUGAUAUCGAUUCAUACAAAGACCGAAAAGGAAAAUCAGCACGUGAUUUUCUCAAAGAAGCUUUCCCGCAUCUGGUUAGAAAGUUUGGAAAUGAGGAAGUAGAUAUAAAUGUAGAUAAAUUAUUUUACUACCUCAGUAAAGAAGACGAAGAUAAUUUUAUUCGCGGACUUAAAACUAUGGCAGCGAAGAACGAACAUAAUUCUGUAUUAAAUGCUAAUAAUGGUGCAAACACUUUGCUACAGUUAGCUACUGAAAAAGGCAUGGACACAGCAGUCGCUACUUUAUUAUCACAUGGAGCUGAUCCAAGCUUAACAUUCUCAGGCAAUUCAGAAAAACCUAUAGCAAUAGCUUGCCAAUACGGAUAUAAAGGUAUCCUUAAAAUGUUUGUUGAUAAGGAAACUACGUUCGAUUCGGGAACUGCUGAUUCGCUCCUGCAAAUCAUAGUGAAAGGUAUGAGAUCUUAUCACAAGAAUGAAAAAGCUGAUCACAAAGGAUGUUUGAAAUUAUUAUUGGACAACCAGUCUAAAAUUAAUAUCAACGUUAAUCACCCUGAUAUUAAACAAAAUACAGCGCUACAUUAUGCAGCAAGAAAUGGAGACCAAGAAACAGUCUUAGAAUUAUUAAGGAAUGGGGCGUGUGUUGGCUUGCGCAAUAAGUUUAACGAACCACCUCUUGCAGAUAUAAAUGCUAAGACACUGGAAACUUAUUUGGACGAAUGUGUUACGACGAACGGCGAACGACCGAGUGAUGAUAAUUACGAAAUACAUAUGCAAUAUAGAUUUUUAGUUUAUCCAAAUAAUUCUGUUGAAAACGAAACGUGUAAAGUACCACUAAUGGAUAAUUGUAACAAUAAUAUAAAAGAAUUUGAUUCUAUUCUUGCACCCGAAACAGAUGCGUUGCUAUAUAUGACACGCAAUGAAGAGUUGCGCCCGCUUUUAAAACAUCCAGUCAUCACAAGCUUCUUAUAUUUAAAAUGGCAACGGAUCAGUUGUCUAUUUUACGCAAACAUAACAUUUUAUUCUUUACUUUGGCUCUGUCUUAUUCUUUACAUAAUUUUAGGUUAUGGUGUCGAAAAGAAACAGUCCGAUUCGAUAGAAGUGUUGAACGUAAUUACGCAUGUCGGUGCAAUUAUCGGUUUAAUUUUAUUGAUAUUGAGAGAAGUUUUUCAACUACUAGUGUCACCAACGAGAUAUUUGCAAAGUAUUGAGAAUUGGAUGGAAAUAACUUUAAUAUUCGUUACUGCUGCUAUUGUUUGUUACGACUCAGCAGAAGAGUCUACUAAACAACAAUUGUCUGCUGUGGCUAUAUUACUAUCAUCCGCUGAACUAGUAUUACUCAUUGGGCAGUUCCCUACUUUAUCAACGAAUAUUGUUAUGUUAAGAACAGUGUCAUGGAACUUUUUUAAAUUCUUGCUUUGGUACUGUAUAUUAAUUAUAGCAUUUGCUUUAAGUUUCUACACAUUGUUUAGAAAGGAAGAGGAAGAAGAUCAAACCGCCCCAAACCCUAAUAGUAAUGGUAAAGAAGAAGAGGAAGAGCAAGACUUUUUUGAAGAUCCAGGUAGUUCGCUAUUCAAAACUAUAGUUAUGUUGACAGGAGAAUUCGACGCCGGAUCUAUAAAAUUCAGUACAUUCCCAGUUACAAGUCAUUUAAUAUUUAUUGUGUUUGUGUUUAUGAUUCCUAUUGUACUAUUUAAUUUAUUAAAUGGUCUAGCGGUAAGCGAUACACAAGAAAUUAGAGCUGAUGCCGAGCUUGUAGGAUAUAUAUCAAGAGUAAAGCUUAUUUCAUACUUUGAAAGCGUAUUGAUAGGUAACGUGAGUUCGUAUUCUAGACCAAGCUGGUGUUGGUCUUAUCUUCCAUCCUACAUACAAGAUAUGAAUAUUAUAAAACCUAAAAUGUUGUGCAUAAAACCUUUUGCAAGACGUAUAAGUCUUUUCCCAACCUUUUUGCCGCAGUACCGGAUAAUAGUGAAGCCCAAUCAAGAUAACAAAAUCGAAAUACCGCAUGCAGAUUCACACAGAAAGUUUACAGAUGAUGAUGAAGACAUUGAGAGCGGUGGUUCAUGUUGCUUUGAACGGUGUCAAAACUACAGAUUAGAUCCCAGGAUUGUGAAACACUCUAAAGCUGUGAUAAGUAAAAAGACAACUAGGACCGAGUUUGAUGAAAUUAAAGAUAAGUUGUCACUGUAUGAAAAGAGGUUUGAAAACUUAGAAAGUUGGUUGAAGAAGGUUCUAACUUCAGAUUCUUAUCGUAAUUAA